AUGGACCACUAUGAUAAACAGGUUGGCUUCAGCUUUCGCAAAAAAACACAUCCUUGUGAGCUGUACUGCCGACCCAUAGACGGCCAGUUUUCUGAGAAAAUGCUGGAUGCUGUCAUUGAUGGUACCCCUUGCUUCGAAGGAGGAAACAGCAGAAAUGUCUGUAUUAAUGGCAUAUGUAAGAUGGUCGGCUGUGACUAUGAGAUUGAUUCCAACGCCACAGAGGACCGCUGUGGCGUGUGCCUUGGAGACGGCUCUGCCUGCCAGACAGUGAGGAAGAUGUUUAAACAGAAAGAAGGAUCUGGUUACGUUGACAUCGCGCUCAUUCCAAAAGGAUCAAGGGACAUAAGGGUAAUGGAAAUUGAGGGAGCUGGAAACUUCCUGGCCAUCAGGAGUGAAGACCCUGAAAAAUAUUAUCUCAACGGAGGAUUUAUUAUCCAAUGGAAUGGGAACUAUAAGCUGGCAGGGACUGUCUUUCAGUAUGACAGGAAAGGAGACCUGGAGAAACUGAUGGCUACAGGUCCCACCAAUGAGUCGGUGUGGAUCCAGCUUCUAUUCCAGGUGACUAACCCUGGCAUCAAGUAUGAGUACACAAUCCGGAAAGACGGCCUUGACAAUGAUGUGGAGCAGCUGAUGUACUUCUGGCAGUACGGCCGCUGGACAGAGUGCAGUGUAACAUGUGGGACAGGUAUCCGCCGCCAGACUGCCCACUGCAUGAAGAAGGGCCACGGGAUGGUGAAAGCUACAUUCUGUGACCCAGAAACACAGCCUAAUGGGAGACAGAAGAAGUGCCAUGGAAAGGAUUGUCCACCCAGGUGGUGGACAGGGGAGUGGGAAGCGUGUUCAGCGACAUGUGGGCCCCACGGGGAGAAGAAGCGAACAGUGCUGUGUAUCCAGACCAUGGGCUCUGAUGAGCAGGCCCUCCUGGCUACAGACUGCCAGCACCUGCUGAAGCCCAAGACCCUCAUUUCCUGUAACAGAGACAUCCUGUGUCCAUCAGACUGGACAGUGGGCAACUGGAGUGAGUGUUCUGUUUCCUGUGGUGGUGGAGUGCGGACUCGCAGUGUCAUGUGUGCCAAGAACCAUAAUGAACCUUGUGAUGUGACAAAGAAACCCAACAGCCGAGCUCUAUGUGGCCUCCAGCAAUGCCCUUCUAGCCGGAGAGUCCUGAAACCCAACAAAGGCACAAUUUCCAAUAGGAAAACUCUACCAACAUCUGAGCAAGAUCCCUUAAAGCCCAUCCAUCCACCUACAUCCAGGCCCAGAACACUGACCACACCCACAGUGCCCAAGUCUGUGAGCACAAGUACUCUAGCAGGCAGCAGCUCUAAUCCUACCACAGCCUCCAAUCAAGGACACCCGGAUGGGAAACCAUGGCAAAAUACUUCAACCCAAACUGAACCGGACUCCCAUUAUUUCAUUUCCACCGGAAGCACUUCUCAGCCCAUUCUCACUUCCUGGUCUUUAAGUAACCAGCCAAAUGAUGAAAAUGUUUCCAGUUUAGAUACUGGUCCUACCUCAGGGGGAGAACUUUUAGCUACAACAAUAAGUGUUUCUGACUUGUCAUCUUCUAGCAACCCUGUGACUUGGCAAGUGACUUCAUUUUAUAAUACGUUGACCGAAGAUCCCGUAAUGGAAAUUCAUAGUGGCUCAGGGGAAGACAGUGAACAGCCUGAGAACAAAGAUAAAAACAACCCUGUAAUAUGGACCAAUAUCAAAGAGCCUGGAAAUGAUGUGCCAGUGGAAAGAAGUACGGAAAUGCCACUUAGACCCCUACCAACACCUUAUCUUGGGGGAGAGUUCUUGAGGCCACCCUUCAGCACAGUAUUAGAAGGACUGCUACCCAGCCAAAGGCCUAGUAUGCUCAAAAAUGUGACACUCAGAGGUGAGGAGAUGGUUACUGAAAAGCCAGCUAACACUCCACUCCCUCUGGGAGGAGACCACCAGGCAGCACCCUCAGAAAAAUCACUAAACCAUAACCACUCAGAACCUCCAAACAUGAAUCUAACGCAAAGUUCUGGACCAGUCCUGACUGAGGAAGAUGCAACAAGUCUGAUUGCUGAGGGGUUUUUACUGAAUGCCUCCAAUUACAAGCAGCUCAGGAAGGACCACAGCCCUGCAUACUGGAUUGUUGGAAACUGGAGUGAGUGCUCCACCACGUGUGGCCUGGGGGCCUACUGGAGAAGCGUGGAGUGCAGCACCCAGGUCGAUGCCGACUGUGCGGCCAUUCAGAGGCCUGACCCUGCCAAGAGAUGCCACCUGCGCCCGUGUGCUGGCUGGAAAGUGGGGAACUGGAGCAAGUGCUCCAGAAACUGCAGCGGCGGCUUCAAGAUCCGGGAGAUUCAGUGCAUGGACAGCCAGGACCACCGGGGCCUGAGGCCAUUUCACUGCCAGUUCCUGGCUGGCAUUCCUCCCCCGCUGAGCAUGAGCUGUAACCCGGAGCCCUGUGAGGAGUGGCAGGUGGAGCCCUGGAGCCAGUGUUCCAGGUCCUGUGGAGGCGGAGUUCAAGAAAGAGGAGUGUCUUGUCCAGGAGGCCUCUGUGACUGGACAAAAAGACCCAUGUCCACUGUGCCCUGCAAUGAGCAACUUUGCUGUCACUGGGCCGCUGGAGACUGGAACCUGUGCACUGCUUCCUGUGGAGGAGGCCUUCAGAAGAGGACUGUCCAUUGUGUCCCCUCAGAGGACAAUAAAACUGAAGACCAAGACCAGUGCUUGUGUAAUCAUGAAUCCAAACCUCCAGAAUUCCAAAAAUGCAACCAGCAGGCCUGCAGGAAGAGUGCUGAUUUACUUUGCACCAAGGACAAGCUGUCAGCCAGUUUCUGCCAGACACUGAAAGCCAUGAAGAAAUGUUCCGUGCCCACUGUGAGGGCUCAGUGUUGCCUCUCGUGUCCACAGACACACAUCGUCCACACACAAAGGCAAAGAAAGCAGCAGUUGCUCAAAAAACGCAAAGCACUCUGAGUCCAGAAGGAAGCCACCCUAUAGCAUAGACCACAGCAGCCUGCUGACCACAACGUGUUUUAGCUCUGAGGGCCACUUCAUUGAGUUUUCACUUUACAUAUUUGAGGUUCAACUUUGAGUCAUAACAAAACAAAAUGCAUGUCUUCCUCCAGCCAUAUGAUGUGCCUCCCAGGAAGCUAGGGACUGUCAUACUUGCUGCUCCCUGAUACGAAGAUGAAGUAUCCAAUAGAAUCAGGCAUCACCUGGGAUCAGCUCCUGGGAAAGGAGCCAGAUUAGGCAGGUCUGUGAAAUGAUGUAUUUUUUUCCUCGCCUUAAAGCAAAAUCAGAGACCAGAUUUUCCCAGACUACCUCAAGAGUAUCAGGAAAGAGAGUCACACUUACCCAGGGAACAAAUAAUCUUAUUAAUUUUCAUUGGUGAUAAAUCAAGGUAACUUACCUUGAUGAUUUUCCUUUUUUUGUUUUUUUCCUCCCUGCCUGGGGCAGCUGCUAUUUAAAAUGUCAUGGGGAAGCUUUUAGGAACAUUUUUUAAUUCAUUCAGGCAGAGGACCACUUUCUUCACCCAGUAUUCAACUAGGGCAGGAAGAGAACAUGCUGGUUACAUCUCUCAGGCUAUCCCUCAAUCCUGUCCAAGUAGGACUCCACUUCUGGGCUUUUAGAGUCCUCUGCUGACCUUGAGACAUUAGGCUAAGAGGAAACAGCAUAAGAAACAUAGCCUAGGGGAUUUAAAUGAGUUACACAAAAAACACUUCUGACUUGAGGAUAGUUUCCAUGAAAACUCUGACAAAGCAAAUGAACAGAAAUGAAUUUCUUGCUAGUAUAAGAAAGGAGCUGUGAGCCUUUACCUACUUUCCUGGAGACACCCACGCCUCCAUGGGAGGACGAAUGAGUCUUCUUGUCUGAACUUCUCCCUCCAGCACAGCCUCACAAGCUCAGGCCCCACCUUUAUCUUGCCACAGGGGUUUGUACACAAAGACUGGCACAGCCACCCCAUGGCUGCUACCUGCCCUCACCUCCCCGUGGUUGGAAAACAGAGCUCUAGAUUAAAAUAUUUCAAAGAAUCAGGUAAAUUGUACUAAAUUAAGAACUUAGUACAAACUUCCAAUCUAGAGGGAAAAACUUCUAAAAAGUGAGGUAAAGAUGAUCUCCUCAGUGUGCCCAGUAGUUACUUUUUAAAGGUCUUUUACUUUGAGGGAAACAGAUGAGUCCAAAAACCUGAAAUGAAAGUUAGAACCCUUACUCUGGAUGUUCCUUCCACCCAUCAGCGUCAAAGUAGGCUAUGGUCUCAAAUUUAGAGCAAAUUUCCAGGUGAACUGAUUUCUAAGGAGAGGUACUUAGAUGAACUGAACCCGGAGAAAGAGAAUAGGUGGCUGGAAGGGUAUAAGCCUCCAGGAGAAGACUCAGAACCAGUUCUUGACAGGGGGGAAGGCAGGGAGGUGGCCUUCAUGUAACAGGCAGCAUGUUUUCAGACUCAUGCACAGAUACACUUAAUAUGCAUCGUGGAACACAAUGUCCCAUAGCUCACUUUAAUUAUGUAUCCAUUCAGCAGAAUGGUGCUAUUGAAAAAUGGUGCUAAUAUCUAGAUUGUGGCAGAACUAAUAUAAAUAGAUAGGCAAACAAAUGGAUAAGUGUAUGUAAAACUCUGCAUAUACAUCUUCUGUUAAAUGUGUAAUGGCGUUGCUGGCCAAUGCCAGUUCUAUUGCUUGAAUAUCAUGAACUUAAAAUUUUAUAUUAUGUGCUUUUUAUUUUCUUUUCAAGCCACUAAUGUGUAUCACUCUGAUAAAUUCCUGUGGAAAAUAAAACACUAGGGUUGGGAUGAAAUUCAAGAUAGACCAGAAACAGAAGGAAAGUAGAAAUGUGUACCUAGAGCCAGGGAAUUUAUUUCUAGAUAUUAAUUGUAUUCUUGUAUACUCUGUCUUUAAAUAUAAACGUUGCUGGCCAGUGACAAUCUAUGGUGAAAUAACAGUUUUAGAGAGUAAAAGACACUUAAAUUGUGAGUGAUAUGAGCUAAUGAGGCAAUUCAUAUGACUGUCCCUGAAACAUGGUGUAGGCAUUCAGAAGUAUUGAUUUAGUAAGCCAGAUUGAUUUAACUUAACCUGGUACUGUACUAGCAUAGGAUCAAACACAUGUCAUCAAGACCUGGGUAUGACCAGGCUUACAAAACUCAGGAACAAACCCGGACUCCUACUGACCUCAACAAACUAAACUAAGCCAGAUUUCCCAAUAUACAAAAUGGACCGUGUCAUUUAUGACCCAUGUGGUGGAGAAAAUGGUAGACAUGCGGGGACGGUCUGGCCAGGUGCUCAUUCAAAGGCUUUCUCCAGUUUCGCAAGGGCAGAAGAUUGGCUCCUGAUCGUGUGUCAUGGACAUUUGCUUCCUGUGUUGAGGUUGUGUUGUGAGACAGUUGUGUGGCAUCCAUCAUUCUGGACUCCAGAAUAAAGAUAGUGCUUGCUGUAGGAAUCAUGUGUCAUGUUGGUUGUUGCCUUGACAAUCACUGAGCUAUGGAUUGUUAGUGUUUUGACAGGUCCUGGUGCUUACAAUACAAGAGGGGCCUCAGAUCAACAAAGAACCUGGAUGGUGUCUUCAUUUCUUUGAUGCCCACAAGAGCCAACAUGAUACAGAAUCAUUGGUUUACUUCACUCAGGUCCUCCUUUCUUUCCACCUUGAACCAGCACAUGAGAAGUGUAGCAAAAGACACUGGAUACCCAUCUACCAUGAACCAGACAGAGCCACCACAGGGCCUGGUGCUUAAAUACAUUAAGGUUCUAAAACCCAGUUUGGUUUACUUUGCCUUUCACAGUGGUUGAGUUAGCUCUUCUCUGAGAAGUUGAGGGUUAAUUUGAUUCUUGAACAUCAAAACAUAAUUAAACCCAUCAUGAGAGAACAAUAUUCCAAGAAACUUAAUAGUGAAUACUUUGUAAAAUAAGGAAAUUGUUUCAUGGUACAAAGAAUCGCCUCCUUUUGUAAGAAUGCUUUGUUUUUGAUGGUUUUCUUAAAUAAGAGCACACUUCUGUCCAAUCUCCUAAGACAACCAAGUCUCCAACAGCAUCCCAGUGUAAUGCUUUCAGAUAGCCAGUGAAUGUUUUUGAUAACCUUCAUCUAGUAUCUGAAACACAAUGUAAGGGAUUAUAUUGUUUCAGACCACGACUUUCCAUUCAAUUGACUAAAAUCCUCCAAAUUCUGAAAGCUACACAUCACUACCCCAGAGAUUUCAGGUCUUAGCUCUUCUCCCUUCUGACUUUAAGAUGAAGUCCUGGGAUGGUGUAUCUGGUGCUGAGUCUACAGUGAUUCACUUUCCAGAGAGAGAGCACAUGACAUGAAUUUCCUGGUGCUACAACCUAGACAGCAUAUUCAAUGUUUUUCUCCUGGUGUCUGUAUUGCUAAUUAAAGUAUUAUUGUUAUUAUUAUUAGUAGUAGUAUUUUAUGUCAUUAAAAAAAAUAUGGUGGGAGAAUCACCACAUGACCUAUCGUUGCCUUCCAAAGUGGUUGUACAAUGUACAUGGCCCAACUCAUUGCACCCCCCCACCUAUGUGCUGCUUUGCCAGACCCCCUUCCUCAGCCUCCUUAAGCGGUACUUUGGAAGGUACCUCUGUACUUUAAACCAGACUGUAAUCAUAACCUGCUUUUGUAUGGCAUCAAUAAAUGGCAAAAUUCA
Galeopterus variegatus (Sunda flying lemur) is the source of this 6610-nucleotide messenger RNA. RefSeq names its product A disintegrin and metalloproteinase with thrombospondin motifs 12-like. The transcript has 13 exons. Gene Ontology annotation, biological process: extracellular matrix organization. Lineage: Eukaryota; Metazoa; Chordata; Mammalia; Dermoptera; Cynocephalidae. The record is from RefSeq and is a predicted model, not a curated record. Gene Ontology annotation, molecular function: metalloendopeptidase activity. Bases 1 to 2958 code for a protein of 985 amino acids. Gene Ontology annotation, cellular component: extracellular matrix.